ACCACCGUCGCCCGCAAACUGACCUCCCUCCUCGCAGGCAGCACCACCGCCGCAGGCAGGCCCUCCGCAUCGACCUCCAGAUACUCCUCCGCGCGCAGCGAGCUCGACUUCCACCCCCAGCUCUGGCUCACCGAGAACACAUCCGGCGCGCUCGUGAAGCGCGUCAGACUCGCCCCAGUCGCGCUCGCACACGCGAUCGUGAAGUACGCGCUGACCGCCGGGCGCGGGUCGCGGUACGGCUGCGGGGGCGUCACGGCGGGGGCCAUCGCGGGCAGCGUCACGGGGAGCGCGAGCGAGCCGAUGCUGUUUGAGCUGCCGUGCAGGUUUGUGGAGGAGCGCGCGAACCCGGGAGAGCUUGGGAGGGACGAGGAUAGCGCCGACCGGGCGGGCGAGUUCGGGGUGGUUGGGGUGGUGCUUGUGCGCGCGAGAGGCGACCCCGGCACCGCGGACUGUGGCGAGAAGAUCGCGCUCCCGCUCCCGCUCGCGACAAGUGAUGGGGUGCUGGGUAGACACGUGUACGGUAGACGCUGA
This is a messenger RNA of Trametes versicolor FP-101664 SS1, 531 nucleotides long. RefSeq lists its product as uncharacterized. The annotation marks the transcript as partial. The transcript has a single exon. Lineage: Eukaryota; Fungi; Basidiomycota; Agaricomycetes; Polyporales; Polyporaceae. The record is from RefSeq and is a predicted model, not a curated record.